This is a messenger RNA of Cajanus cajan (pigeon pea), 1649 nucleotides long. RefSeq names its product S-adenosyl-L-methionine-dependent methyltransferases superfamily protein. The record is from RefSeq and is a predicted model, not a curated record. Gene Ontology annotation, biological process: RNA methylation. Lineage: Eukaryota; Viridiplantae; Streptophyta; Magnoliopsida; Fabales; Fabaceae. Gene Ontology annotation, molecular function: RNA methyltransferase activity.
AUGUAAUUAACCCAAACCAUACUUUAUUGCCCAUUUGCCCAAUCGGUGUGUCCACCAGAACCCGACUUGAGGUUUUCGAUUUUGAUGGAAGAAGAAGAAGAAGCCGCUGCAAAGGUGCCACUGCCAGACGCAUUCCUCCACUUCCUUGAGGCCAAUGGCCUGGACCCUUCCAUUUACACUGCAGUCGAUUCCACUCCGCGAUUCAUUAGGUUGAAACCCGGUUGCGACGCUUGCAUCAAAGAGGUCGAAACACAGCUCAAAUGCAAACUCCAAAGAUUACAAUGGUUACCGGCCUUUUACUCUCUUCCACCCCACGUUCAAAUUGCUGCCUCCAGGGCAUACAAAGAAGGCAAGAUAUAUGGAAUUGAUGCAGCUUCUGGAGCUGCUGUUAUGGCUUUAAAUAUAUCAUCCGGGGAUCAUGUCCUCGACCUGUGUGCUGCACCUGGUGCUAAACUUUGUAUGAUACUGGACCUUCUUGGUGAUUCAGGCUCUGUAACAGGAGUAGAUGUUGCAAGGCACCGUUUGGCAGCAUGUAGGACGAUGCUGCAAAAGUAUAUGAUUGGUGAUCGAUGCCGGCUUUUUGUUGCUGAUGGAACAGCAUUUUCAGUCAUUCCUAGCAGAUUUCGUUCUGAAUGUGAAUCAUGUGUGUCUGGAUUGGAAGGAAGAGUUGAUGUGUUCAAGGGGUGGACAUCUAGAAGACCAUGGAAAGAGAGAAAAAGGGCAAAUAAAAGUGGUACAGCACAAUUGGUGUCUAGGUUUCAGCCUCCGGAACUCAUAUAUUAUGGACAACAGUCUGGAGUGGUUGGUCUUACUAAAGGAGAAUUAUUUCAGACUUUAUCCGACAAUGAGAUUGCAAACCAUGGUUAUGACAAGGUACUUGUAGAUGCAGAGUGCACUCAUGAUGGUUCAGUUAAACAUAUUCAAAAGUUUGAACAUUGGGGCUGGAGAACUCUUCAACAACGUGUACUAGAUGCUGAGAGGACUGAUGACUUGCAUACUCUUCAGCUGAAUCUCCUCACAAAUGGUUUCAGACUGCUAAAAGUUGGAGGGUCCCUUGUCUACAGUACUUGCAGCUUAACUGUUGCUCAGAAUGAAGAUGUGGUGGAACAAUUCUUGAAGGAAAACAGAACUGCUGGGCUGACAGAGAUAGAUGCUGUCAGAAAUUGGCCUGGCAAGGGUGGUCGCAUACCAAAAACAUGGCGAUUUGACCCUUCAACAUCACAAACUAGUGGACUCUUUGUAGCAAAGUUCACAAAAGUAGUCAUUUGAUCCUUUUCCGUUAGAAAAUAUUAUUUUUAAAUGCCUGAUACUUUUAGAUGUACUCCUAAUACAUGAGAUAGUUUGUUACGUUAGAUAAUUCUUUUAUUUAACCACUAGAGUAGGCUUAAUGGUGGAGAGUUGGAAUAUGUACAGAGUCAUAGAUUUAGAUGUUGUUUUCGUCAUUUUAAUUCUAACAGAUUGAAAAAAACAUUAUUGAGAUAUUUGUCAGUUUAGAAGUCUAGAUACUAGUAAUUUUGCAUUGGUUGGUUUGUUUGCUAGUGUGGACUAUUUCUGGGUGUGGAUGAAUGUCAUUUGAAGGAUUCAUAUGGUGGGUUUCUUAUGUCUGUGAUUUUUAUGAAUUGAAACAAUUGCAUACCAACAUAUUCUUA